Messenger RNA from Ctenopharyngodon idella (grass carp), 5542 nucleotides. It is a transcript of the gene ndrg4, whose product is annotated as NDRG family member 4. The record is from RefSeq and is a predicted model, not a curated record. The transcript is spliced from 18 exons. Gene Ontology annotation, cellular component: cytoplasm. NCBI's taxonomy places the organism in Eukaryota, Metazoa, Chordata, Actinopteri, Cypriniformes, Xenocyprididae. Bases 161 to 1537 code for a protein of 458 amino acids. Gene Ontology annotation, biological process: positive regulation of ERK1 and ERK2 cascade; brain development; signal transduction.
GAACGAGGGAGGGUGGAACAGAGGUAGAGAGAUUCACACAGCAUAGCCCUCACAGGGUAGACAGCAUCGCUCUGAAACGCACUCACAAGCAAACAAAAAGAGAGGCUAAACACAUCAAAAUCCUUUAAGACGACAACAGGAACCCAGUCCUUAAGAAAAGAUGGGGCCCGGAUUGUUCUGGAACUUUCCGUCCAAGACUAGCUGCACGGUUCCACAGAGCCUGCUGCAGACAAUGUUGCUCUCCAGGAUGGCUGGCAUGAAGGAUCAGCAGUUCACUGAAGAGAAACCACUACUGCCAGAAUCCAGGGGACAGGAAACAGAGAUGGCUAAAGGACAGUGUGUGCACGCGCUGCCCUCUGCUACGCCCUCCCCUCAAAUGGCUCGCCCCCCAAAACGCUGGCAUGCCAUCGCCCGACACUGGCUCGGCCUGACGCGCCGUCGGACCAGCGGGUACUUCCCGGAAAACUGCGAAACCUUUGUAGCUGCAGGAGAUUGGAAGGAACAUGACAUUGAAACGCCUUAUGGGAUGUUGCACGUGGUGAUCCGCGGGGCUCCCAAGGGCAACAAGCCAGCUAUCCUGACCUACCAUGAUGUUGGGCUCAACCACAAGCUGUGCUUCAACACCUUCUUCCACAAUGAAGACAUGCAGGAGAUCACGAAGCAUUUUGUGGUGUGCCACGUGGAUGCCCCAGGCCAGCACAUUGGUGCCCCCCAGAUGCCACAAGGGUAUCAGUAUCCCACAAUGGAUCAGCUAGCUGGGAUGCUUCCUAGUGUGGUGCAACACUUUGGCUUCAAGAGCAUUGUGGGAAUUGGAGUUGGGGCUGGUGCCUACAUCCUCACCAAAUUUGCUCUGAUUUUUCCUGAUUUUGUGGAGGGUUUGGUUCUACUCAACAUUGACCCCAAUGGGAAAGGAUGGAUCGACUGGGCUGCCACAAAAUUGUCAGGACUCACCAGUGCUUUACCAGACACUGUCCUGGCUCACCUCUUCAGCCAGGAAGAGCUUAUGAGCAACACAGAAAUUGUGCAAAACUACCGCCAACAGAUCAACAACACCAUCAACCAGUUUAACCUACAGCUCUUCUGGAAUAUGUACAACAGCCGCAGGGAUUUGGAAAUGAACCGCAGUGGCUCUGUGCUAAAUGCGAAGACCCUGAGGUGCCCGGUCAUGCUGGUCGUUGGUGAUAAUGCUCCGGCUGAGGAGGGCGUGGUUGAGUGCAACUCCAAGCUGGAUCCAACCAACACCACAUUCCUGAAGAUGGCUGAUUCAGGAGGAAUGCCUCAAAUUACACAGCCUGGAAAACUAACAGAGGCUUUCAAGUACUUCCUGCAGGGAAUGGGAUACAUUGCUUAUAUGAAGGAUCGGAGAAUGAGUGGGGGGCCAGUGCCUUCAGCCAGUAUGACCCGUCUUGCUCGCUCACGAACGGCUUCUCUGACCAGCGCCGGCUCCGUGGAUGGUUCUCGCAACCGCGCAUGCACACACUCAGAUAGCACUGAGGGAGUUGGGCAGGUCAGCCACACCAUGGAAGUGUCCUGCUGAACCCUCGUGCACCGUCUCACAUGCACACAUUUAGAGAGACGUGGCAUGGAAGGAGGGCGUGAGAAGAAUGAAGGUCUCAUACUGCUUUCAUUCUUUCUUUCUCAGCCAUUUUCUAUGUCCUUUCUCUCAGUUUUUUCAGUGUUAGCCCUCAUAAAGGAAUACUUCACCCAGAAAUGAAAAAACUUUCAUCAUUUAAUUACCCAAUUGUCUUUAGAAACCCGUAUGACUUUAUUUCCUUUGUAGAACACUAAAUAUUUGUAGCCCAAGCUGCUUUUUUUUCAUAUAAUGAAAGUGAAUAUUAACUUUUUUCCCCAUUAUUUGGCUUCAGAAGACCUGACAUAUAGUGUACAGGUCAUAUGCACCACCUUUAUGAUGCUUGUAUAGUGCUUUGUCCCUUUAUGAGCAUGACAGCACUUGGUCCCCAUCCACUUUCAUUGUAUGGAAGAAAGCAGCUUGGACAUUCAUCUGUUUUUGUGUUCCACGGAAUAAAAAAACAACAUGCGAGUUUAGAAGAACCUCAGUUUGAGGUUUUCAUUUUGAGUUGAACUAUUCCUUUAAUCUGUAAAAUGAAGACUUGCUGUCAUUUCCCCCAUCAGAACAGUGUUUGAUUUCCCUCAAUUUUAUAACACGGUUACUUAUCGCUCAAUGUGUCAGUAUUUCUGCACCCUUCGCUUGCUGCCUCUGGGCUUCACCUUCUCCUAUGACAAAACUACAAAUACCAUCAGCUCCUGCUCUCACUCAUUCCUGUCCUAUGACAGUCUUUGAGGAGUAACUGAUGGAUUGGGUCGCAGGUAGAGGGGGUUGGUCCUGAGGAAGAGGACGAAACAAAGCAAGAGAAAGAAGAAGGGAAGGUUCUUAAAUCAGAGGGUGAUUUAUGAGUGAACCAUGUUAUUCUCUCCCUCUCAAUUAUGAACGAAAACAAAAAGCGAUUGUAUAGUCGAAGAGGGUGAAAAUCUCUUAACCAGUAAACAGUAGCUUUCGGCUAAUCAUCUCAGCUCAUUCAGUCACUGGGAAUGUAUGUAUCACCUCGUACUGUAAGAAAGAAUCACCUUUUUGAUAGUUUUUUAUUAUUAUUUGAGCUGAAUUUGAUUUUAUUUCUUAUUUGAAAUGUUAAUGAAGCAUGAAAAACAGUUUUAAGCUAAAAAGUAGGAGUAUAACUUGACCACUGAUUUGCCUUAAAAUAUUAUUAAACUUUAUUAGAGUGUAUAAUUUUGCCAUUCACUUUCAAAUCAAGUGUUGCUUCAUUAAAGAUGACAUACCGUCCCACACAAGUACCCUUUUAGUGUGCACUCACUGUCAUAUGAAAGUGGCUUUGCUUGGGAUCGGUUCUGUACGAUCUCUUUUUUAUAGACAAUCAGCUUCUGACCCAAACCAAACCGGACCGUCGUCUGAGGCAAAGCCUGUGUGAUAGGGUUUGCAGUUCGUUAAUGGUACAGAAUCAAGGCCUCCCGUUUCCCUUACAGCACCCAGCCCCGCACGAAGAAUAUACCAAAGCUACUGAUACAAAUGCACACACGAAUGCACAUGUACAUUUUCCGAUGAGGGCUGGGCUUUGCAAGGUAACAGAGCUUUUGUAUGCAUAUAUACUCGCACACACACACACACACACACACACACACACACAAACAAAAUUAUUGUACUCACAUGUAACUUGCACAUAAACGACAGAAGGAUUCACAUGUAUUAGAAUCAAGCUCAUUUAGAUCUGUACAUCAACAUUUAGUUAUUUUUUGUGCUAUUUUACAAUGGACCUUUCUCUCAAUGGACCUUUUUACACGGUUCUUAGAAGUGGAAGUCAGCAUAGUUGGGUACAUUUUUAUAGUUGUGAAUGGAAACUACACAGCAAAAUCCCCAGAGUUAAAUCAACUAUGCUCAGAUUACAUAUGGUCCCUCUCUAUAUAGUGUUAAAGUAACACUGAAGCAGAGUUAAAGUUAAUGAGAUAAUUAAGUGAUUCAUUAAGUUAUGAUUGAGCAUUAGUGAUGAACACCUGCUGUUAACAAGCAGAAUCACUGAAGAGAAAUACAAUAACUACAAAUGACUUCCAGCCACAGCCUUAGAUGAAAUCAACUGAAGAUAAAAGACAUUAAAUGUCUCAAGAUCUGAAUAAACAACUCCACAAAAAGCAUAUUAUCUCAUUAACUUUAACUCUGCUUCAGAGUUAUUUUAACGCUAUGAAGAGAGGGGCCAUAUGUUCUCUGAGCAGAGCUGAUUUAACUCUGGAGAUUUUGCUGUGUACGACAAAUCAAUUUUUUGCAUUCCACUUUGCUCCAAUAGCAAAAGAAAAAUUUAUAGUAGGAAAAUAAAUAAUGAGACAUUGAUUAGAAAGACUGCCACACUUCCAAACCCGUUGUAUUAGAAACACUCACGCAGCAGCUUGAACUAUUUUUCUGAAAUUUAUUGCCAAGUAAUAUAACACAAAGUACAGUGUUAUAACAUUCAUUUUUUUAAAAAAUAGAAAAAAUAAUGGUCUGUCUGUGAAAAAGGUCCAUUAUUGGAAAAAUCUGUUGUUGAUGUAUGUAUACAAACUGCAAAAAAAAAAAAAAAAGCAACACUAACAAUCACAUGAAUGAACGGAAAAUGAAUGAAUGAAUGAAUGAAUGAACAAAUCAGCGAACAAACAAAAAAAAUGAGCAAAUGAAUGAUCGAACAAAUAAAUGAAUGAAAUAGAAUUAAGUUCCAGAGGUGACUGACGUGAGCUCAGAUCCGAUUGGCCGGAACAGCUAACGUGGGACUUACGAGGGCGGAGCAACCAUUGACUUUACAUUCCACACUCGCUCUUUUCUGUCUUAUUGAAUGUCAGUUUUCCUACGGCUUCCUCGAACGGGAAGCACACAAUUACAACUUUUCAGGGGCGUUUCAUGUGUGUUUGUCUGUAAGGGGCGGGGCUUUCUGGAGCAUGUCGCUCCAAGCUCGGAAUGUAGGGCAAAUCCCACCCCCCAACAAACCCAACCCCCCAAAAACAAGGUGCCCCGCCCCUCACAGACACUUCCAGUCGCUCCCAAAGGGCUAUCGACCCAGGCAACGCAUCGUGAUCGACCUCACUCCAUGCAAAGCUUGGCGCAGUACUGUAGAUACUGUACAAAGAGAAAGAUGAAUGCGUGAAACGGAAUAAACGGUGAAUGUGAAAAAGGAAAGAGAGGGAGAGAUGGAACGAAAGGACAAAUGGAGGGUGUUCAAAGUGGGAGGGUGAAAGUCAAAUUCAAAAUAGCGACAGGUUUCCUCCUAAAGACUGAAUGGACAAACACAUGUUCUUCCCCGGUAUUGAUUUGCAUGAGUUUUGAUAAUGCAACCUCGUGUUUGUGUCGUUUUCCUUGAUUUCCUGUCUGAAGUAUGCAGUUGUUAGCUCUUAUUAAGAAAUAAAGAGCAUGCCCACCUUUCAAAGGUGCAUUUUUUUCCCGAUCCCUGAUCUUCGCCCGAGGGCCCUGAAUGUAUAAUGUCCUUUGAAAGUGCUGUACAGUAUUGUCGAUGUGGCCCCAUAUCACCUUUACUCAAAUCAGGGCUCGCACCAGUUUGACCUGCCACACCUGCCUUCCCUUGCACCCUUACCUUCUCGAUCUAUGUUCUACGCUGUAGAUAUUCGCUGUUUUUAGGGCGUAAAUCUAAAAAUAGGUCUGUACCACUAGCCUUGUCAUGUGGAACUGUUAUACUUUUGAUUUCCCUUGAGUUCCUUUUUUAUAAUACAGUAGUUCUUAUUUAACCAUGUGUUGCAUCUCUUUUUGUGAGGAUUUAAUGAGUAUUAUUAUUAAUAAUAUGAUUACAAUUGUUACGAUUAGCCAUUGUUUUAUAUUAAGCAAUAAGUUGUUGAUGUUUUCUUUCUGGAAGGGGGCUGGUUGUUACAAAUAUGUCUAAAGAUACAGUAGGAGUCACUCUUAACCUGCUUUGCCAUAAGACAACUACAAAAAAUAAUGUGUUUAUGUAAUAUGUACAUCUAUAUACAAGCUGUCACUGUCUGUGUACUAAAAAUCUGAACGUGCGAUAAAUAAAAAUGGAUACAAACAGGAUAA